This is a messenger RNA of Closterium sp. Yama58-4, 1044 nucleotides long. The record is from the annotation of a GenBank genome assembly. NCBI's taxonomy places the organism in Eukaryota, Viridiplantae, Streptophyta, Zygnematophyceae, Desmidiales, Closteriaceae.
AUGGUGUUCAAGGCUCUACCAGACAUCGCCUUUGCCUCACAUCUAGAAUACCCCCCUCUGCACUCCCACCACCUUGACGAGCUUCUGCACGUGCUCACAAGCUUUGAUGCCACAGACGCCACACAGCGUGACUACACCACAAGCACCACAGCCACCGAUGCGACAGACACCGAUGCCACAGGCACCACAGAUGCUGCACAGCAGAGCACGCAGGAGCCAGCAGCCGCAGCUGCGCUUCCCUCUUCUGCUUCACUUCUCCAACGGCCCGGCAUGGCCGGCAACCACAGCAGCAACGGCACGCUCUCUCCUUCCUCCCCAUCCGCUACCGCCGCCUCUCCCUCCUCUUCCUCGUCCUCCACGGCUCACUCUUAUGCCACCACGCCAGUGCUCGCCCUGGGUGAUCUCAACGGGCUCUCACUCUCCGGUCUGCCCUUUGACAUGUUCUCCCCGCACCCACCCUUCCGCCUCUCCUGCACCGACCUAUGGCUGCCUCCUCCCCCCGUCGAGGGGUUUGUGACCGGAUUCAUUGACACCUUUCUAGGAGGGGACUAUGCUGCCGUGCAUUUAAGGAGAUCCGACUUCUCUCGGGUGUACCAUCACGCGCAUCAGACCAAGAGCCAUCCUGCAUUCCUGCCCAUCGUAGCGGUGGGCCGGUUCAUCAUGAGGCGUCUGGCCAAUCGCAAUGUGACAGCUGUCUACCUCGCCACUGACGCUAGCCAGUACGAGGUGGAGCUGCUGGAGCGCCUCCUCAUGGGUAUGGCGCCUGGCAGUCCGCUCAUUGUGGUGCGCCUGCCGGCCUUUGGCGCCACUUCCGAUGAAUACCAGCGCUUCCCGUGGGUCAAGACAUUCCACGAAGCCGAGAGGGAUAUGGAAGGUGGGACGAACACCAAUGGCAUCGCGAGAGCGCUUGCAGAGAAGCACAUCUGCGCAAGGGCGAAGCAUUUCAUCGGGACUCCUUACUCAUCCUAUUCCAAAGACAUUUUUCGCAUGCGAGAGGUGCAGAGCUUGGCAUCUUGUGCUGAUGCUUACAUUGAAGCAAUUUAG